Molecule: messenger RNA, 1490 nt
Organism: Magallana angulata
Lineage: Eukaryota; Metazoa; Mollusca; Bivalvia; Ostreida; Ostreidae
Product: acetylcholine receptor subunit alpha-1-A-like
Exons: 1
Coding region: 156-1370 (404 amino acids)
Biological process (GO): regulation of membrane potential; chemical synaptic transmission; nervous system process
Cellular component (GO): neuron projection; membrane; synapse
Molecular function (GO): neurotransmitter receptor activity; transmembrane signaling receptor activity; extracellular ligand-gated monoatomic ion channel activity
Source: RefSeq, a predicted model, not a curated record
UUACGCCCGACGUUUUACGCGCCUGCUGUACUUUUAAUGGGCUUCGAAAAAGCUAAUAUCCGUGGAUCUGUUUAUCGCCCUGUCAUUCACUGUGCCUAUAAACUUUGAAGAACCUAGCAGUUAACGUUCAACCGUUACAGCAACUUUUUGCCGAAAUGAUGUUUCGACAUUAUCUUGACGUAUUUCCAAAGAUUUUUAUCUUUUUGCAUAUGUUUUCUAUUGUCACGGCUUCCCCGGAUACUAAGCGACUGUUGAAUGAUUUGUUUAAGGGAUACGACAAUGUGAUUAUGCCGAAAAUACGACACGAUGAAGUCAUGAAUGUAACGGUAAGGUUUAUACCAAGGGGGAUAACCGACUUUAAUGAGGUUGCGGGACAAAUAGCCGUUGCUAUGGGAGUAGAUAUCCGUUGGGUAGACGCAUAUUUAAGUUGGUCUCCUAAGGAAUACGGUGGGUUGACACAUAUAGUGCUUCCAGAGGAGAGAGUUUGGAUUCCACAUCUCUCAAUUGCCAACCCUAGUGACCGAAUUCCGAUAUUUCCAGAGGAUCCAUUUUCAGUCAGAAUAUUUUUCAACGGGCAGGCAAUACUGAUAAAAGGAGGAACGGUCAGAUGUACAUGCAAACCCAAUCUCAGAUAUUACCCGUUUGAUGUUCAUUCCUGCAAUGUUAAGUUCAUCAAUCUUGACCAUGUGUUCAAUGAAAUUCUGCUUAUUCCUGAACUAAAAUUAGACGUGUAUGAAAAUUAUGGAGAAUGGGGCCUUUUUGACAGUGUCGUCGAUUCAAACUUGUUCGAUUUGUUUUCAUGCGCAGUCUACAAAUUUAAAAUCAAGAGGCGUCCUGAGUUUUCCAUUUUAACUGUCUGCAUUCCGAUCCUUUGCUUGGGCUUGUUGAACGCCUGUGUGUUUUUGAUCCCGCCGGAGUGCGGGGAGCGGAUCUCGUACGCAAUCACAGUUCUCCUCUCAUUCGCCGUCUUCAUGACAAUUGUGAGUACAGUGAUGCCCAAAAACACGGACCCGGUUCCGAUUCUUUGUUACGUAUUGACAUUGAUGCUGGCUGAGAGCGGAAUCAUUGUUGCGGUCUCUAUUCUUGGACUUCGUUUGUAUUAUAAACCGGAGGACCAAAAAGUCCCAGAAUGGCUGGAAAGACUUGUGACGACAUUUAUAACUUUCCAGACCGCCCCGAAACCAUUUAGUAUCACCAAUGAAAUCGCAGAAAACGAUGAAAGAAUUAUUGACAAAGAAAUCAACCGCUUCGAUAAGCACAUAAGAUGGAGGCACGUUGGACAUGCUUUUGACUGUCUCUGUUUCGUCGUUUCCUUUUGUUCUUUUUCAAUUUCGGUUGUAAUUUAUGCAGUUAUUGUUAUGAUUAGCUAAAACUAUGAUACGCUAGUUAUGCAACCAAGAUGCUUUACAAUGCAUAGCAAUAAACUAAUACGUAUUUAAUUAAUUGAUGGUAUGUUUGUGUUUCUAUGUCUAAUUUUUCUUUUCUUGCUU